UUUCGCAUUAUUUUACCGUCCAUUAGAUCUUGAAAUUAUUUAAUUUUGCAAUUUGUAUGCAUUAGUACCGUAGCCAGAAAUGGCUUUACUGACGUAAUGCACGUCAUAAAGAGCUAUGAUCUAAUGUUCCAAGUUCAAGGGGAUAAAGGCUAGCUGUAAUCGGUCAAAGAAAAAAACACAAGAGCAAAGGUUCUUGAAUUUGCUCUUGAAAUCGAAUCGACGAACGUGAUGCGAAGAAUGCGUCUAAAACGCAAGUUCAUUGAUAGAUAUGGAAAUUAGAGGCUAUGCAAAUGAGACGUAGAGGAGCGAUUGAUAAUCAUCAAUCAUGAAAAAUCAUGUUACGAACGCGUCGCAACAGUUCGUCGAGUUUUUCUCCCGAGUCGCAUGCUGGUCAUGGGAGACCCUCGAAAAGUUACUCGACAUCUUUCUCGAUUUCUUGACGAGGAUAAUCGAAUUGAUACUAGCGAUGAUGAACCUGAUUUUCCAGGUGAUAUGCUUCCUAAUGGGUCUCUGUAUCGACGCCAUGCAAACGUUCGCGAAUAUCUUCCGAGGAAUCGUAAACGUCGUUAGCAAAAUUAGCUGCGAAGAGAUCGAAGAUUUCGCAUCUGCUUGCAUCGUUGUUCUACUUUGGAUCUGUGCUUUCAAGAUCCUCAAGAAUUUGAUCAAGCGUAACGCGUUCAGUCUGUUUGGCUCGAGAAACGUGAACGGGAACAAUAAUAACAAGUUUGAGAGAUACAGGCUAGAAGCUUGUCCCCCAAGGAGAAGGGCAGGGAAAAGGGUGAAUCGACGUUACGAGAAACGAUCUCGAACCGCUCCCAAGGAAGAAGAAUUGGGUGACUAGAAUAAAAGAAAAGAAAAGAUUCAAAAAAAAGGAAGACUGCAAAGUGUAUAAAACUUGUACGAAGAAAACUAGAAAAUAAAUCAUGUUUUCUUAUAAAUAUUAUUCCUUAUAUUCCGUUCUAUUAUACAUAUCCUUUUUAAUAUAAAAAUUGCCAGA
Osmia lignaria (orchard mason bee) is the source of this 997-nucleotide messenger RNA. RefSeq lists its product as uncharacterized. NCBI's taxonomy places the organism in Eukaryota, Metazoa, Arthropoda, Insecta, Hymenoptera, Megachilidae. The record is from RefSeq and is a predicted model, not a curated record.